Molecule: messenger RNA, 770 nt
Organism: Durotheca rogersii
Lineage: Eukaryota; Fungi; Ascomycota; Sordariomycetes; Xylariales; Xylariaceae
Product: Mss4-like protein
Exons: 3
Coding region: 89-571 (160 amino acids)
Molecular function (GO): carbon-sulfur lyase activity
Source: RefSeq, a predicted model, not a curated record
UAGCAAGGUCUGAUCUGAUCUGGGGCGAUCUGAGGGCGGGGGAGGAGAAAAAAAAGGAACACCGGAAAAAGAAUCGACGAUUACUAUUAUGACGGCCGGCGCACCCGCCGACGGCAACGGCGGCGACAGGACGCUCACAGUGCAGUGCCAGUGCGGCAGCGUGUCGUUCCCGACGCCGGCGGCCGCGCCCGUCACGACGUUCUUCUGCCACUGCACCGACUGCCAGAGACAGUCAUCGUCGGCCUUCGGCACGUCUGCCAUCUUCCCGGCCGCGGGCCUAUUCCCGCUCGCGCCCGAGCUCGCCGCGCGCAUGCGCGUCUACCACCGGCCCAGCCAGAACGGGCGCACCAUGGACUGCUACUUCUGCCCGAACUGCGGCUCGCGGCUGAUGCACCGCAUCUUCGGCGCCGACGGCACGCCGCGGCCGAGCGUGGCGAUCAAGGGCGGCUGCAUCGACGGGCUCGACUGGGGCGCCGUCCGCAUGCACAUCUUCACGCGCUCGGCCGUGGUGAAGCUGCCGGACGACGCCGAGAAGUACGAGGCGCUGCCGCCGUGGAUGAAGAUGGACUAGCCCACGCGGCCCUCGCUUCCGCCGGAGGGCUUGCGUGUGCCGGAGAGGGAGGGCGGAGGGGACAGAGGGCCGAUUGGUUGUCGGCGUGACGGGCUGGGAUGGAUGGCCAACGUGAUGUCAGUCGAGUGUGGACGCGCCGGGGAAACUCUGAGCGGCGCUCCGUCCGACCUGCCUGGCUGCAAGCCCUGGGCCAUGUCUG